Molecule: messenger RNA, 1669 nt
Organism: Closterium sp. NIES-67
Lineage: Eukaryota; Viridiplantae; Streptophyta; Zygnematophyceae; Desmidiales; Closteriaceae
Source: the annotation of a GenBank genome assembly
ACUCUUAUCAGCAGUGCUGUGAUGACAAUCCAGCAACCAAGCACCUAGCUUUCCAUACAUGGCUUAUCAGUCGAGCUGACACUGCAGCAACCAAGCACCAAGCUUUCCGUACCUAAUCAAUUGGCAGUAAUCAGGUUGCAGCUUCGCGGCUGAAUAAGGAUUGAGAAGGUUUCGGCGAGUUGCUCAAGCGCGUGGAGUAGAACAGCGGCAUUCUGGAGGAAUUGCCAUAAGUGUGUCCGGUCAUGCUAAGCUGCGACGGAAGUCUUUUGAAAAGAAGCGACGGUUUUGGAGCACCGAGCGGUGCGGCGAAAGAAACUUUCUGGCAGACAACGGGACAUGGGGAAACGCGAGGAGGAGAGGAGGCGGAGGAGGGGGAGAAAGGCUAGCGAGUCAUCAACGUCGUACGCGAUGCAGCGGCUGCUCUCGAGGAAUUAUAAGGCGGUGCACGCCGAUGAGGACAUCCUGUCCCUCUACCACUCCUCUCUGCUGUACGGCGAGGUGCCUCUCACCAGUCGCAUGCGGGCCGUGUUCACCUCGGGCCACGUCAGCAUCCUCAUCGCUGCUGCUGAGUUUGUUGCUUCCUGUGUGGGCGCGGUGUACUACCUCAUAGGGACCAGGGAGACGAUGCAGCAGAAGAUGGUAUGGAACGCGGGCUGUCUCGCAGUCGCCACCUUCUUCAUCCUCGUCUUCCUGCUGCGCCUCUACAGGCAAGCUCCCUCCUGCUGCGCCUCUACAGGCAAGCUCCCUCCUGCUGCGCCUCUACAGGCAAGCUCCCUCCUGCUGCGCCUCUACUGGCAAGCCCCCUCCUGCUGCGCCUCUACAGGCAAGUUCCAGGAUGACUCAAAACGCACACUUACAGGCAAGCCCCUUCCUCCGCCGAAUUUACAGGCAAGUUUCAAAGCAACGCACGACACAUGGUCACAUGCAUGCCAUAUACAGACUUAUGUCCCCCCCCGUCAGAGCUCACCCCGCUCUCCAUACUCCCUCGACCGUCUCUCAUCCCCCCCUCCCUUCCUUCCACUGUGCAGUGCACCUGUGCGGUGCCUCUACAUUGCGCCCGUGAGGUGGCUGUACGUGUGCUCGUACCUGGGAGUGUUGGACAUACUCUCAGGCAUUCCCAUCUUCGGCACUGGCCUCAACAGCAGGAGUGCAGGUGCCAUGUUUCAAGUCGUCUACUUCUUGCAGAUGCUCAAGCCCUUCACUCGUCUGCAGCAGCUGGGUGUCGACAUCACAUCCAUAACGCAGGAGGUCAUCAACCUCAUCGUCUACCUCACUUCAUUAAUAUUCACGGCAGCGGGCAUCUUCCUGUGGGUGACCUACCAGAAUGAGGAGGUGAAGGCGACGGGGAGCUGUGAGCCCGUCAACUGCCUCGACUAUGCCAUGUCGCUCUACUUCGUUGUUGUCACGAUAUCAACGGUGGGUUAUGGCGACAUCUUGGCAACCAACGCAGCGGGGCGAGCGGUGGUGAUAUGCAUCAUAGUGGCGGCUCUUAUCAUCCUGCCCGUGCAGCUCAGCAACAUCUCCAACCUGCUUGCUCACAGGCCAUAUGGGGGAAGGUUCUCAGCAGCUUCCGCCACAGGCAUGCGCUUUGUGGUGCUGACGGGGCAGCUCUCUCUGCUCUCCAUCCAGCAGUUCCUCGCUGAGCUCUACCACCCGUUACAUGACAAAG